Messenger RNA from Empidonax traillii (willow flycatcher), 5174 nucleotides. RefSeq names its product chromosome unknown C16orf71 homolog (gene DNAAF8). Gene Ontology annotation, cellular component: dynein axonemal particle. The coding region runs from base 24 to 5054 and encodes 1676 amino acids. The record is from RefSeq and is a predicted model, not a curated record. NCBI's taxonomy places the organism in Eukaryota, Metazoa, Chordata, Aves, Passeriformes, Tyrannidae. The transcript has 32 exons. Gene Ontology annotation, molecular function: dynein complex binding.
GGUGGGUGCUGGAAGCUGCUCCAAUGGCCUCCGAAGGGCAAAGUGAGGAUGCAGAACAUCCAGCUGAGCCUCCUGCAGCUCCCGUGCAGAGUGACAGGCCAUUCCAGUGGGGAUCCAUCCUGGCUGCAGUCAAAGACCAGCUCCCAUCUCUGGACUCCGAGUCCUCCACAUCUGAUUGUGCGAGUGAUGAGGAAGUUUUCAUCUUCCAGCGGGAGCUGUCCAACUUAAUUCCCGACCUUUCGGAAGAACUGAUGAUGUUUUCCCUGGAAGACUCCAACGUGCAGGUUCAAAUCCAGGAAACAGAAAGACAACCAUGGGAAAUCUGGAACGGAGACCUGGAAAGUUUUGGCUUUCAGGAGGAAACAGAUGGUACCCAAAUCAUUGCAAAAGAAGAUGUACAAGUGAUUAAAGAUGAGACUCCCAACCUUGCCAGCCAGACUGAAGAAAUGCCAAACCAAAAGGGGGCUGUUCUUGAAGAGUCUCUUGCAGAUUCCAGAGAUCACCUUGAAGAGGAAGAACUGGGCAGGAGACAGGCCAGGGAAACAGGGAACUCUUGGCUUAACACAGCGUUGUCUGUGGAUGAGCUGUGCAGUGAAAAAGAGAGAAAAGAGCUGACAGAGACAGAGAUGCUCUCCCAAGUCAUUCUGGAGCCAUCCCCAGGCCACCCAGAGCAGGAUGUCAAACCUCUUUCCUGUGACAUCAACAACAGUCUAGAAAGAAUUGCAAAGGGAGAAACCUCCUCAGAUGAGCAUCUUGGAGAGCUGACCCGUUUGUCAUUGCAGAACAUUGAGAAAUGGGAUCUGGACAAGAAUCCUGAGGAGCUGGAGCAGCAGAGAGAUAACACUCCUCCAGAAGUUGCUUUCUUCUCAGCUGUUUAUGAGACCUUCAGGAGGAAGCCUGAGCUCCUGGAAAUGCUGGAAGAGCUGAGUGCCAGGCAGUCCAGGCCAGUGUCUCCUCCCUGCAGGUGGCUGUCAGCCAAGCCCUCCUCCUUUCAGGAACAGCAGGACAAUAAGGAUGUUGCCUUGCCAUCAUCCUCCCUAAGUUCUCUGAGAAGGAACAGAAGGUUACAGAGCCUGCCAGAGCCUGCAACUGUGUACUUAGACUUAAGAGAGGAUGCCCCACAGAACUCAGUGACGUUCCCUGAAGAGGAACAAAGUUCAAGUGACAGCUCCACUGAAGAAGAAGAAGAAGAAGAGACUGUGACAAUUAAGGAUGAAGCAGAAAGGAGAAUGAGGAAUUGCUCAGGGAAAAGCUUCUUACUGCAACAACUCCGAGCAGCCCGUAAGGAGACCUCAGAGCUUCUUCAUAAAACACCUGCUGCAACUGGAAAACUGGAUCCAGAAAGUCUGGAAGACAGAGGUUCCUCCAAUAUCAGUCAAACCCAAUAUUGCAAAGUGAGGCAAGAGACAAAUAAGGUGGUCCCUGGGAAACUAAUGAGGUUGGAACCAGAGAAGGAAAGUCCCCCUUUGUCCAGCUGUGGGGACAACAAAGCUGACAUAGAAAAAGGAAACAAAAUGGAAGCUGAGAAGGUUCAGAGUUCAGGGAAUGCUCCGGAGUGUCCUCGAACUACAAGAGAAUUGCCAAGAAUCUGUAUAUUUUUCAGGACUCAAGAAAGUGAAAGAGAGCUAUCCCAGAAGGAAGAGCAGCUGAAAGAGAGACAGAGGAGACUCGGAUUCCAGGAGCAGCUGGAGGGAUUGCAGCCUCAGCAGUCAGUGUGUGGGACCCAGCCCAUGGCAGAGAACACCCCUGUUCUGUUCCACAUGGAAGCCUCCUAUUUGCCAGCUGUUGACGCACUGCCUGGCCCGCAGAGUGUGAAGGAUGAGGUGCUGCUGAUGACCAUUUGGCUGACAAGCUGUGGCCAAGUGGCCACAGAUCAGUGUGAUGGGCAGGUGCCUGACAAGGUGCUGGGAGCAGCCAACAUCUACCAGGCCCUCGUGACGUGGCUUCUCUCUCUGGUGCCUCCUUUGAAGAGCAGCAAUGGCCCCAAGGCUCCGUUUGAGGUGGUGGGGCUGCAGCAGGCCUGGAGGGAGGAAGGACUGGCCCUCUACGCUGCUCUGGCCCCAGCAGAUGAAUCUUCAGCCCAGAGCUGCCCCAAGAGCCACGAGACACAGAACACAGAAGAUCUACGAGGACCAUCUGUGUUUUACCAGAAGAUUUCUGCAUUUCUUGCCUCUACGUGGCUUCCAGAUGUUAUUUGGUGGAGGGCAGAAUUGGCCAGUUGCUUCCAAAACCAGCUGUGUCCACUUCUUGAAAUUCCCUCUGUCUUGCUCAGUAACGUUGCUGCUGUUAAUCCUGACCCUCAGGCAGUGGAGAAGGUGUUUGCGGUGCCAAAUGGAUUUUACUGGCAGACAGUGGAAAGUGGUGACGAAUACUUCCCUGCCAGCAGUGCCAUGGAGGCCUGCAGAGAUGCAGACACUGAGGUUGCCGUGGUGUUGCUGUUCGAGAGGCUCCUCCGACACCCCCUGGCAGCCCAUCACCUGCUGCAGAUGGUGCUCAGCUCCUGCCUGGAUGUCUGUGGCCUCCGCCUGCUCUACCCCCCGCAGCACCUGCUGCUCUCGAGCUCAGAAAAGCCGCCUUCUUCCUAUACUUCAGAGCCUGGCAAGGUACCCCCAGUGCUGGCACUGUGUGUGAGAGGGCCUAAAGCACGUGGCACCUUGCAGGACAUCGUGGGGCCAUCUGACCCGCGGCUGGCCAGAGCGACAGACUGCGGUUCCAUCAACGCCAUCUACGGCGAGAGCCAAGAGGAGCCUCUCCUGUACUUGCCCUGCCUGGACAGCUGUGUGCACAGGGAGCUGUGCCUCUGGUUUGGAGGGAGGGCUGCUGGGAUCCUGCACCUGCCUUCCAGCUGUCAGGGUCUUUCGUCAACUGGGACAGAAGCAGAUGAAGAAAAGAUUGAUCUCCAGAGCACGAUGCUGCCUCAACAUCCAGCCAUGCUUGUCUCAACUACCAAAGGGGAUGUCAUUUUGAUGGUGUCGCCUGUGAUACCUCCUUGUGCCUAUGGAAAUGUGAUUUCUGUCUGCGCUCGCCGGGGGUUUGUUCUGCAGGGGCUCAAACAGCUGCAGCUCCCACCCGAGCACGGCCUCGUGCUGAGCAUGACAACAAGGCAGAUUGCUGUCUUUUGCCCUGGAAAGAGUUCAAGCUCCCCUGAUAGUCCUGCGAGGGGAGAACUCCCAGCUGGACCACGGAGGCACUGCCUCGUUCUGCUGCUGAGGAAGGAGAAUGCAAGUCAUCACAUUCCUGCCCUGGUGAAAGGGCUGAUGGAUGAGCUGGCAAAGCCAGGCCUUGGCAGUGGGCAGAGCAGCCCCCCUGCCAGGGCUGGCCUGGAUGCCUCUGUCUGCUUCCACGUGAUUCCAUAUGGAGAGACCUCGCUGCAGACCCUGGGAGGAAACCUCAGCUCAGUUCCAGAGCCCCACAACAUUCCUCUGGAUUUUUUCUGCCACCGAACAUUCGCUGCUGAUCCUGGGAUGGAGCAGGUCGUGGUGCUGACAGUGGUUGGAAUGGAGACCAUGAAAAGCGCUGGAGAGCUCCUUCACCAGAUCCUGUGUCCUGGGCUGACCAAUCCAUCUCGGAGUGCAGAAGAGCCUGAUUCAGGAUUGGAGCUGCUGGGCCUGAAGUGGUUGCCCCACCUGACUCGACGUCAGGCCAGAGAAAUAACCCCUUUUGAGGCUGGAGAUACUCACUGGCAAAGGAGCCUGGACACGCUGAUGUCCAACCCCGUCCUCGUGUGCGUGUUCCGGGGCAUCGACGCCUACGACGCUCUGGCAGGUGUAGUGGAGGGAUUUACACAGUGCAGGGAGAAGCUCACCACGGGUGGAAGUCUCCCAGGGGCAGUAAUGGCCUUGACUCCAGAGGUGACAUUCAGACAAGCUGUCCUCUUCUUCACAGAGGCUGAUUUUGUAGCUGAUGAAGAGCACCGCCCUGCUAUGAAAUACCUGCCACCACCUGGCAGCAGGUCCAGGGCUGAAGUGGGUGAGGGCUGGAGGUGCCGUGCAGAAUCCCUCUUUACCUACUUGCACACAGGAGCCCAAGUUCUCUGCACGGUGCUGCUCAUCAAACCCGGGGUCUGGAGCCACAAUCUUGCCAGGAUCCUCAGAAAUCUAGACCUGGAAAAAUUCACCCUGGUCGGAAUGAAACACAUAGACCUGGAUCCAGCCAUUGCUCUGGGGCUCCUUCCUUCUGAGGUGACACAGGAUCCUGCUGCUUCAGGAGCUCACUGUACCUACCUCACCUCAGGCACUGCCCUCGUGCUGUGUCUGCAGAGGCCAAAUGCUGUGAAGAAGCUGCUGGAUCUCCUGGGGCCAGAGGAUCCUAAAGUAGCCCAAGCACUCGAUCCCUGCCUCUGGAGGGCUCAGUACGGCACCAGCACAGUCCACAACGGAUUUUAUGGCUCCAAAUCCUAUCAGAUGGCUGUCCGGGAUAUGAAGCUGUUUUUCCCAGAAGGGCUCUGCUGUGCCAAGUGUCAGGCACUGGAGGAAGAAGAGAUUUAUAACCUGAAACGUGACCCCAUUUUCAGCCUGGAAAUCAGCAAGGAGCACAAGACCCUAAACAGUGAGCCAGGAAGAAAACCCAAUGUUCUGGGCUCUGAGCAGCUAUGCAGUCCUGGUCAGCCAGUGCUGGAUACCCUCUGCCAAACCACUUGCCUGGUGUUGCCCGGGAUAAUCCUGCGGGGUUCAGAGCCCCCCCCGUACGUGGAGCUGCUGGCUGAGCUCCUUGGCAGAGGGUUCUGGCUGAGCGGAGCUCGGCUCACCGUGCUGGACAUGCCCCAGGCUCUCUGCGUCUCCGGGACACUCAGCAGGGCCAAGGGCAGUGUGGCAGCAAAGUGUUCCCUCCUGAAGGAUGGUUUGUGCCUGGUGCUGGCAGCACAGCAGGACGAUGCUGUCACCUGCCUCUGCUCCCUGCUGGACAGUGCCUGCUGGCAGAAGCAGUCCAUCCUGAACGCUGCAGAGCAUCUCCUUUAUCCCCAGACUGAGAAUCAGGCCCAGGAGCUGCUCUGUGGCCUUUUUGACUCACUGGCAUCAGAGAGCACCCACCGGCUCGGAUCCCAGCAUUGUUAGCCAUGGUAGUCAAGGCCUGCAGGCAGCCUUGGAUGCCACUGUGGAGAUGGACACAGGGGGGCUCCCAGCUCUAAGAACACUAAUAUUUGUUUGGGAUUAAAAUGCAGAGUCUGAGGUGUG